Messenger RNA from Mya arenaria, 772 nucleotides. RefSeq names its product elongation factor 1-beta-like. The transcript has 6 exons. Gene Ontology annotation, biological process: translational elongation. NCBI's taxonomy places the organism in Eukaryota, Metazoa, Mollusca, Bivalvia, Myida, Myidae. The coding region runs from base 78 to 734 and encodes 218 amino acids. Gene Ontology annotation, molecular function: translation elongation factor activity; guanyl-nucleotide exchange factor activity. Gene Ontology annotation, cellular component: cytosol; eukaryotic translation elongation factor 1 complex. The record is from RefSeq and is a predicted model, not a curated record.
CCACGGUCCUUUUUACCUUGUCACCGGUUUGGGAAACACGUUGGUGAACUUAGCCGGCAUCAAUUUACAAAUUUACAAUGGGUUUUGGUGAUUUAAAAAACAAAACCGGUCUUAAGGCCCUUGAUGAUUACCUUGCUGACAAAAGCUACAUUGAAGGGUUCCAGCCCUCACAAGCUGAUGCUGUGGUUUUCAAGGGGCUGUCAGGUGCUCCGGCUGCAGAAUUUGUAAACGCACUUAGAUGGUACAACCAGAUCAACUCAUACGGUGGUGCUAAGGACAGUUUCCCAGGUGUAGCGAAGGCCUUAACCCAGUAUGGACCUGCUGGUGGCGAUGCCCAAGCAGCAAAAAAAGACGAUGACGAUUUCGAUCUGUUUGGUGAAUCAGACUCUGAAGAGGAAGAAGAUGAAGAAACAAAGGCCAAGUUGGCUGCCUAUGCUGCCAAAAAAUCCAAGAAGCCUGCAUUGAUUGCGAAGAGCUCCAUUCUUCUGGACGUAAAGCCGUGGGAUGACGAAACUGACAUGAAGGCAUUGGAGGAAAAAGUCCGCAGCGUACAGACUGAAGGUCUUGUCUGGGGUGCUGCAAAACUUGUACCAGUCGGCUACGGAAUCAAGAAACUGCAGAUAAACUGCGUCGUAGAAGACGAUAAGGUUGGAACAGACUUUCUGGAGGAGGAAAUUUGUGCUUUUGAAGACUUUGUACAAUCUGUUGAUGUUGCCGCUUUCAAUAAGAUCUAAGAAGUGCUAAAUAAAGAAAUAAAACCUAUUUAAACUUG